Molecule: messenger RNA, 4242 nt
Organism: Pomacea canaliculata
Lineage: Eukaryota; Metazoa; Mollusca; Gastropoda; Architaenioglossa; Ampullariidae
Product: adenosine receptor A2b-like
Exons: 7
Coding region: 681-1787 (368 amino acids)
Biological process (GO): G protein-coupled receptor signaling pathway
Cellular component (GO): membrane
Molecular function (GO): G protein-coupled receptor activity
Source: RefSeq, a predicted model, not a curated record
UACUGUAGCGGGUGCACUCACUCAGCACGACCACAGCGCCCCCUACUGUAGCGGGUGCACUCCAGCACGACUGUAAUCGAUGUUGCUGUCAGUGCAGACCAGGACCGCGGCAAGGACAGUUGCUGCCAGACAAUCCGUUGUUUGGUUUACCUGUCCGCUCGUGUCUCCACACAUUGUUGUCAUACGCCUGUGGAAGGUGAGAUGCAAAGGUUUCACAUCUCGCGCCUGUGCAGGUGCCGAGCUGCCAUGACACCGCUGUCAACCUGGGCAACACUGGGCAACACUGGGCAACACUAAACUGUUAUUUGUCAAAUUGUUGGGACAUUCCUCAUUUUCUCAGUUAGUUUAUGAAACGAUGAUUCACGGAGAAGACAUCGCUGUUGACGUUUACACGAGUUUGUUGGUGCACUCGCCUCCUGAGGCUGUUUGUUGCCAAAACAUGGAGUGUUGAGGACCUGUGAGGACUUGUUGACACUACUGACACGGACUGACUGGCUACUCACUGCUGAAUAUCUAGACACUCAGCCAGCGGGGUCAAAGGACUUACCACUCAGGUCAGACUGACAGACAGGACACUGAACAUACUUUAUGCAAGCAUGAUGUUGGAGAGGUGAGUACUGGCCAGACUACUGACCACUUGUCGAAAGCCACCUUCUGGUGAUUGCAGCAGACAUCGUGCCAUGGACCCCUCCUUCCGACUACUGGCUGAAGGCAGUACGCUGGCCCCUGGGACCCCUGUCCCUUACGACUCCAGUCUCAGCCACACAUCCAGCAAGUCCGGACUCACUGUCAUGAGCGUCGUGUACGGGGGCUUUAACGGCUAUGACGUCACCUCCUGUGACAUCAUCAUCAGCAUUAUCCAGGUGGUGAUGGCGGGGUGGAUCAUCGGCUUGAACAGCCUCGUGCUGGACACUCUCAUCCGCCUGAACGGCCGAAAUGGAUCACGUGAUCCAACUGACGUGCUGCUGGCCAGUCUCAGCAUCACCGACAUCCUCAGUGGCGUCUUCAUUCUCCACACUUGCAUCUACUCCCUCAGCAAAUACCAGAACACAACAGAGUGCCUGGUGCGAAUGGCUGUCUUCCAUGGCGCCUUGUACAGCUCCAUCUUUCACCUGAUCAUUCUUACCUCAGACAGAUACAUCAAGAUCCUCUUUCCCUACAGGUACAUCAGCUUGUGCCGCGGGCGACUCCUCGUCGGCCUUCUCCUGGUCACGUGGACAGCCGCCGGCGUGGUGGCGCUGGUGCCGAUGUUGCUGUGGAGCAGUCGUCAUGACGACCUCAACCCGCCAUGCAGCUUCUUCGGUCUCCUCAAGGCCGACUACCAGCGGCUGAUGGUGUCGCUGUUCAUUGCGCCCUCCAUAGUCAUGGUUCUUGCUUACCUGCACAUUUUUAAGGUGGCCAGGCGUCACUCUCGAGCGAUCACCGCGCAUGACGUGGGCCUGAGGAUGAAAGAAGGACACACCUGGCGCUACACCAAGACCAUGCUGGCCGUGGUGGGGCUGUACAUUGUGUGCUGGACACCAGCAGGUCUGCUGAUCAUGCUGAAUCUGGCAGGCUGUCUGUCUGGCUACACGGUGGAGGAGAAGGGCAGCCUGCUGCUGUACGCCUGCAUCCCCGCCUUCGGCAACUCGCUGGUCAACCCCGCGCUCUACGCCCUCAAGAUCCCCGCCGUCAGGCGGCGCUUCAGGGCAGUCUUCUGUAGGCCGUGCAUGGCCGCCCACCCCGUGACCCUCACUGACCCCACCUGCACCCUGAUUGCCAGCCUGCAUCACCGAGUACAGAUAUAGCCAGCAUCCUCUCCUCCUUUGUGAUUCUUCGCUUAAUUAAGAACAAAAUUGCGUCCCUUGGUAGCGAUGCUAGCGACACCUGCUACAAGAACUACUACUAACAACUACUGCUGAACAAAGUCGUCGCUGGCACCGUUUGUCCUUAGAGGGAAUGUCUAUGUAGUCGAGAUAUGAAAAGACUUUCGUCCAAGAAUAGGUUUUUGUCUUUUAUUCACGGAACUGCUGAGGCGAGACGAGCUCGGGAGAGUUUGAGUACACAUGGCAGAUGAAUGCAUCUUUAAAGGACAACUUGCACAAAUUUAAACAGCAAAUCCACGAGCAGAACUCUGUAUUUAUUUAGAAUCCAUAAAAUUCUUAUUCAUAAAUAGAGAAAAAGUUAAAAGCAGACUUACACAUGAAUAUAAACAUGACAUCAACAUGCUCAUGUUCAGAAGACUUGCUCACAAAUAUACACUUACAUGUUUGACAAGCUUGCAACAAUAAAUUCUCACUCAAAUCAUAAUACUUUGAUAACAAACAGAAUUAUGUAUAUAUCCACAUCCAUUCAUAUUCCUUAGUAUAAAGACAUUGGUGGACAAUUAAUUUACAGAAAAUAGCAUGCAAGCUCACUACAAACAUACAGCAAGCACAUACUCAAGGGAAUUCACUUUACUUCGUAUUUGUCCUCUACAUAACGGUUUACAUUUUCUUUCACGCUAUUCAAAUGCAAUUCAAAAUUACUUUAAAGCCACAGAUUGUGUAACUUCAACAUUUCUCAAUUUCGUUUUGUUUCUUUCUCCGAAAAGGACACAGAGCUAUCUUUCAGAGAAAGAAACAGAUAACAUGUUGUCAUGGAAACUUAUUUCUGUUUGCAAAAGUGAAGCAACUCCACCAAAGAUUGACAGUUGAGCCUCCAUAAAAACAUCCUACUAACUCUCAACUACUUUUUAAAGCAAAACUUUAUUGACUUACCGAAGAUUUCAUGUAAUGGCCAGGCUGCAGACCGCAUAUGUACUGAUGACGAUACUUAACAUGAGUGGCAAUACAAACCGACACGCAAUAAUCUUACAGGUUUAUUGUAAAAUCAACAUUCAUUGUUAAUGUCUGUGCAUUUUUCUUUAUUUUCUUUAUUAUUUUCAAAGCACGUUAAGCCUGCCUUUGAUGUGGGUGUAAAGUGCUAUAUAAAUUAACUUUAAUAAUAAUAAUAAUAACAAUAAUAAAAUUAAUAAUAAUCUCAGAGUCAAGUAAAAACUGUCCUUGUCCUCCUACCAACUUCUUCCAUGACUGUAAAGAAACAGGGUCUCAAGCAUAAGCUGACAGAAGAAUAAUCUAAACCACCUAAAGUGGGAUUUUGUAGAUGCCCCCAGUUUCCCCAAAUGCAAGAAAACAGUUUUCUAAAUAGUCUUAAUUCAGUCCAUUUGUAAGAGGGAAUGAAACACCCUAGUUUGUAUGAAGCUCAUCAGGCAGAGCUUGCACUAUCAUCUUCCAGCCUGUCAGACAGUCUGUGGAUUGGAUAAGGUGUUUCAACAGUGUGCAGCCAUUGCGACAUGUCACAAAGAAAUUCUGUAAGCCUACAUAAUGGUGAAUGAAAGGAAAUUAACAGUAGCCUAAAUAUCCAAUAUAUUUAUUUACCUGUGUGAUCUGUGCAAACAUCCAUUCAACAGACCUUUUGCAGUACAAGCUCUGAUCAUCAGCCUUAUGUGCCAGUUAGAGUGACUUACAUGACAAAUGUUAAUUUAAAAAUAACUAAAAUAUAAGAGAAGAGCAAAGUUCCAUAAAGGUAAAAUAUGAGCUAGUAGAAUUAUAUAUGGGAAUAAAAUUAUUGAUGGUAAGUGUGUUCUGUGGUGAAUUUGGAAUGGAGAAAACUGUGGGUUAUCAUUGGAGUCAAGACUUUUAGGGGUUUGACAACUAUAUUGCCUUUCCUUGAAAUGAUCUGAACCAAAACAAUAACCUUUUCCAAAGACAUCAGAUAGUUUAAGUUGGUCAACAUCUUUUUGUUAUUGUGAAAUUCAUCCAUAAUUUGCCACUGUUGUAAUGAUAGUUUGAGUAUAUUAUAGUAAUAGCCUUAUAAGACUAUAGGUACUCAGGCGUAUCAAACCUGAGUGCUAACACCUCAUCCCAAUGGCGAAUGCCUUAAAUGAUUAUACUUUCACAAAUUUCAGUGGGUUCAUCAUCAGAUAAGUGAGAAUCCAUCUCACAUUUUCACAGUACAUGUAUAAUGAUCACAGUCAUGUUAGUAUUGACAGUGACGAGCAGUAGUUGUAGCAGACGGCUCUCAACUACAGUCCACUUAAUGUAAAUUGAGAAUAAAUACAUAGCAUCCCUCUCUUUGUAUUUUGGGAAGGUGUGGAAAAGCUUUCCUUUUGAGCUUAAUUUAAAUUUGGUGUUGUGACAGUUUAUUGCAGAACAAAACUGUCCACCUUGUCUCACGAUCCAGUUUGCUGAUUGCACCAGGUUCUGUUUCUUAACAUCAAGU